Purpureocillium takamizusanense is the source of this 2633-nucleotide messenger RNA. It is a transcript of the gene MUP1, whose product is annotated as methionine permease. The transcript has 3 exons. The record is from RefSeq and is a predicted model, not a curated record. Gene Ontology annotation, cellular component: membrane. Gene Ontology annotation, biological process: amino acid transmembrane transport. The coding region runs from base 850 to 2478 and encodes 542 amino acids. Lineage: Eukaryota; Fungi; Ascomycota; Sordariomycetes; Hypocreales; Ophiocordycipitaceae. Gene Ontology annotation, molecular function: L-amino acid transmembrane transporter activity.
UUGUCUGGGCCUCGCUGAUCCCACGUGCCGGCGGCGGGCGGCAGACAGCACGGACAGGGGAGGAUGCCCUACCACAUUUUCCAACGGCUUCCACUGCGGGUGGCUUGCGCCAUGCAGACAGGGCUUUUUUUUUCUGAAACCUUUUUUUUUCUGGAAAUUCUGGAAGACAUUGUGUGACGGGGUGCUGCUCGAUCAACAUCACCUCGCCGAGGAGAAACCCAGCUACGUACUUGUACAUGAAGGAAUGGACUGGUGGAACAGACGACGGGGCGGCAAUGGCUGCUUUCAGCCCCGAUUCAUUAGCAUAUAAUAAUAAUGCAUCCAAAGUCGUGACCCGAGGGGGGCGAUGGCACCAUCGCCCGCGACCCGCAACGGACCCUCCAUCGACCGCCUCGUUGCGGUAGUAAACUUGGUACUAGAACAAGAAGCUUCUCAUUCAUGGGCGGGUGGCGUGGACACACGACGUCGAGCAUGAAUAGAGCUUUUAGUAGGUCAGUUAUAUAUAAGGACUUGGGGUGCGGGAUGCUAGCGUUGGCACACACCACUUGCUUUUCCUCCUUCUCCCCCGGAUCUUGAUGCUUGGGUAGGAUUAUUUGCUACGACGUGGACGUUAUUUCUUCUUGCAUCGCGUUGUAGCUUUUCUUUUCUGCAUGGCCGUCGGUCCGCGGUAGUCGGCAUCUUUAUUUUUGCUCUUGCUCUCCUAAGGGAGACAAGACGACUGUCGUCCUCGGCGUCACAUAAGACCAUCACCUCGUGUGCCGAAACGAAAAAAAUCCUACCACUCGCCACCUCGAUCGACGAGACGACACGAGACGAAGCGCAGUUCAGUCCUCUUGCGCGCGCGCAAGGAUGGGCCUCACCAACGUGGACCACGACGCCGUCAAGGUGGCCGCCGGCAGCGACUCUGCCUCGGCCACCAACGACACCGAAGUCGGCCGCCUCGAGAUUGCACGCGAAAACAAGCGCCAGAUCGGCAUCCCGUCGGCCGCGCUCCUCAUCCUCAACCGCAUCAUCGGCACCGGCAUCUUCGCCACGCCCGGCACCAUCCUCGCCCUCUGCGGCAGCGUCGGGCUCUCGCUCUUCAUGUGGGUGGCGGGCAUCUGCAUCGCCGCCGCCGGCACCGCCGUCUACAUGGAGCUCGGCACGGGGCUCCCGCGCAACGGCGGCGAGAAAAACUACCUCGAGUACGUCUACCGCAGCCCGCGGUUCCUCACCACCAGCCUGUACACGGGCUACGUGCUGCUGCUGGGCUGGGCCGCCGGCAACUCCGUCAUGUUCGGCGAGUACAUCCUGCACGCCGCCCGCGUCGAGGUGACGGACUGGAACAAGCGCGGCAUCGCCCUCGGCUGUCUGACCGCCGCGUUCCUCAUCCACGGCACCGCGCUCAAGUGGGGGAUCCGCCUGCAGAAUGUCCUCGGCGUCCUCAAGAUCCUCGUCAUCGUCGUCAUCAUCAUCGCGCCCCUCGUCAACCUCCCCAAGGUCCGCGAGGUCAACAACUUCCACCACGCCUUUGACGGCACCACCGGCAGCGGCUACGGCGUCGUCAUGGCCCUCUACAACGUCAUCUGGAGCUUCGUCGGCUACAGCAACGCAAACUACGCCCUCUCCGAGACCAAGAACCCCACCCGCACCCUCAAGUUCGCCGCGCCCCUCGCCCUCGGCAGCAUCUCCGUCCUCUACAUGCUCGCCAACAUCUCCUACUUUGCCGGCGUCUCCAAGGAAGAGAUCCUCGAGGCCAAGCGCCUCGUCGCCGCCUCCCUCUUCCGCAACAUGUUUGGCGAGUCCGCCGAGCGCGCCAUGAGCGUCUUUGUCGCCCUCUCCGCCUUUGGCAACGUCCUUAGCGUCAUCUUCUCCCAGGGCCGCCUCGUUCAGGAGCUCGGCCGCGAGGGCAUCCUGCCCUUUUCCCGCUUCUGGGCCAGCAACCGCCCCUUCAACGCCCCGCUCGCCGGUCUCACCGAGCACUACAUUGUCACCGUCAUCACCAUUGUCGCCCCGCCCGCCGGCGACGCCUACAACUUUGUCCUCAACCUCAUCUCAUACCCCCUCGCCAUCAUCAACGUCUUCGUCGCCGGCGCCCUCAUCCACCUCUACCGCCACCGCGCCGCGUGGAACUGGAACCCGCCGCUCAAGGCGUCCCUGCCUGUCGCCAUCUUCUUCCUCCUCAGCAACAUCUACCUCGUCGUCGCGCCAUUCAUCCCGCCCGAGGAGGGCCAGAGCGUCUACGACUCCCUACCCUACUACAUCCACUGCGUCGUCGGCUUCGGCAUCAUCUUCGCCGGUGGCGUCUACUGGCUGAUAUGGGCCAAGCUGCUGCCCUGGGUCGGCCGCUACGAGCUCGUCCGCGAGACCGUCGUCGACGACAUCGACGGGUGGGAGAGGACGCAGUUUUCCACCCGGCCGCUGGGGGAUAGCAUCAAGGACGACGCAGCCCCCGUGGACUACGGGACGACGACCGGCAGGGAGGAACGGAGAGACUGACGCGCCAAGGUGCAGCGAGUCUCUUUUUUCCCUUUUUUCGUUUUCAACAAACAAGCGAAUCAUAUAUAAUGAAAGCAUAAUGAAGAUGAUGUAUAUUGUCAAUGACUCUUUUCAACCUUGACCAACACAUGUAACUGAGUGCAAAUGCGUGCCCG